Messenger RNA from Drosophila serrata, 699 nucleotides. RefSeq names its product histone H3-like centromeric protein cid. Gene Ontology annotation, molecular function: protein heterodimerization activity; DNA binding; structural constituent of chromatin. Lineage: Eukaryota; Metazoa; Arthropoda; Insecta; Diptera; Drosophilidae. The record is from RefSeq and is a predicted model, not a curated record. Gene Ontology annotation, cellular component: nucleosome.
AUGCGACCACCGCCGAAAAAAGGCGCUGCUAAGCGUUCAAUAAAUGUACCGAAACCACCGUCGGGUUUCGUGGACGAUGACAGCACAGCGUUUCAAUCACCAGAUGACGAUGUUACCGACUAUGGCCUGGAAUUCACUACCAGCCAGAUAACACUGCAGGACGCCAACAAUCGUCGCUGCUCGACGAUGCGGAAGGACACAUCAACUGCCCGAAGAAACCAAGCAGCUAACCGAACCGCUACGACCGAAGAUGACAUCGAAAAUAGCUCGCCGGCACGCAGAUCGCCAAGGACUCCUCAGAAGACUAGACAAAUGCAAAAGAAAAGUAUUGCCCAGCCGCAGGCAACAGCGAAAGUCAAUGCCAGUGGGUCGCAGAAACGCAAGACGCGCAGACCAAUAAACCACAGGUUAAAAAUGGAGCGGGAAAUCCGACGGCUUCAGUCCCAAGCAGGUCUGCUAAUUCCUCGGCUCCCGUUCUCGAGAUUGGUACGAGAAAUUAUGACUCAGUUGGCUGGCUACGAGGCAGGGAUGAGGGUCACUGAGGGAGCCUUGCAGGUGAUGCAGGAGUCAUCGGAGCUCUACUUGACGCAUCGACUGCAGGACUCGUACCUUCUAACGAUGCACCGCGGCCGCGUCACGCUGGAGGUGCGCGACAUGGCUCUAAUGGCAAUGCUGUGCAGUCAUGAUCGUCUUCGCUAG